Messenger RNA from Cuculus canorus (common cuckoo), 452 nucleotides. RefSeq names its product metallothionein-2. The record is from RefSeq and is a predicted model, not a curated record. Lineage: Eukaryota; Metazoa; Chordata; Aves; Cuculiformes; Cuculidae. Gene Ontology annotation, molecular function: metal ion binding. The transcript has 3 exons. The coding region runs from base 116 to 307 and encodes 63 amino acids.
AGCGCCCGGCACCGCCCGCUCCUCCGCCCCAUAAAUAGCGGGCGGGCGGCACUGCCCGGCACCGCUGCGAACCCGCCGGGACGAGCUGAACCGAGUCAACCAACCCACCCGAGCCAUGGACCCUCAGGACUGCACGUGUGCUGCUGGUGACUCCUGCUCCUGCGCCGGGUCCUGCAAGUGCAAGAACUGCCGCUGCCAGAGCUGCCGCAAGAGCUGCUGCUCCUGCUGCCCCGCGAGCUGCACCAACUGUGCCAAGGGCUGCGUGUGCAAGGAGCCGGCCAGCAGCAAGUGCACCUGCUGCCACUGAACUGCUCGCCUCUGCCUGUAAAUAGCCAGCAUGCUUCGGGGACGGGAGGUGGGGGGCACAGAAAAUACUUUUUUUUUUUUUUUUAAUGUUUUGUAUUGUCUGCACCAGUGGUGAAACUGGAUGAAAAUAAAAGACUUUGACCAGA